CUCUCUUUAUAAAGCAGGAUACUGGGGAAAAUUCCUUCACUCUGACACAAGGAAGUUGGAUAAUUCAUCUGGGUAUCUAAGCGCAACGAGCAUUUGAGGACAAUGGCUGCAGCAUCUGAGAGAGUGGUAACGGCGAAAACUCAGAGCGUUAAAAAGGUGUCCAAACCACUAAUGGAGAAGAAAAGAAGAGCACGUAUUAAUAAAUGUUUGAAUCAGCUGAAAAGUCUCCUGGAGAGUGUCUGUUCGAACAAUAUCCGCAAGAGAAAACUGGAAAAGGCUGACAUUUUGGAGCUGACGGUUAAACAUCUGAUGCAUCUGCAAAACACCAAAAGAGGAGCGCCCACAGUUUGUGACUCUGUUGAAUAUCACGCUGGCUACAGAAGUUGUCUGGCCACUGUCAGUCAUUAUCUUCUCGCUUCGGACGCAGGCAGAGAUUCCCGCUCCAUCAUGCUGGCACAUCUUAGGAGCGGUUCUAACGUCGUUCCUGAUUUCAGUACCGCGGAAAGCGACACUGCUCGGAUCCCUGCCUCAAAUUGUACACUUCUUCGAUCACACAAAGCUCCGCUUAAAACAGACGCUCCUUAUCCCAACUUGCAGCAAACCUCAGACAGAUAUUUCUGCUCUAUGCCGAAUAGGAUUGAGAUUUGUGAUACGGACAAAAUAUCAUUUAACGCACAGGCUGGAACCCAUGGAUCCAAGAAGCUCAAAACCACACACUUCAGUCUUAAAAAUACCAAGGCUGACGAGUGCUGCAAUUUUUCUGAAGCCUUGAAACAGAAUUAUUGGCGGCCUUGGUAAAUCUGAAGAAUUUCAAAUGUCACUGUUUUAACACUUUAGACUUUAGGCUUCAUAUGCACUGUAAAUGUAGAUCAUAUUUUUUGAUAAAUGAUGACAAAUGUUUAUUUUAAUAAUAAAAGACUACACCAUUGGAUUGGAAUGGCUUAUUAUGCAAACGGACAAAAUGUAUGACUAGAUGUAGACGUCAACUGCUGCUGAGAUCGAAUGAAUGACUUUUACUUUGAAAUGGAAUUAAAUAUUUAGAAUGCACUGCAUUGGUAAUGUUAUACGUCAUAUCAUUCUUUAUGAAAAGUAAUCUCUGUUUGAAACAGGCUUACCUCAAAUUUAUGCUGUUGACUUAACAUGUAAAAGGCUGAAUUCUGGCCACCAUACUCUACAAAAUCCAACACCUCGAUCUCACUGUAAAAAAAA
Messenger RNA from Cyprinus carpio (common carp), 1209 nucleotides. RefSeq names its product protein hairy-like. Gene Ontology annotation, biological process: regulation of neurogenesis; anterior/posterior pattern specification; regulation of transcription by RNA polymerase II. Lineage: Eukaryota; Metazoa; Chordata; Actinopteri; Cypriniformes; Cyprinidae. The record is from RefSeq and is a predicted model, not a curated record. Gene Ontology annotation, molecular function: protein dimerization activity; DNA-binding transcription factor activity, RNA polymerase II-specific; RNA polymerase II cis-regulatory region sequence-specific DNA binding. Gene Ontology annotation, cellular component: nucleus.